Molecule: messenger RNA, 1243 nt
Organism: Arachis ipaensis
Lineage: Eukaryota; Viridiplantae; Streptophyta; Magnoliopsida; Fabales; Fabaceae
Source: RefSeq, a predicted model, not a curated record
AUGGAUCUUGUUCAAUCUAUCGGUGAAAUUGAUGAGUACAAGGACAUGGUGGGGAAUUUGGCUAGAGCAAUUGCAACACCAAACUUGGGAGAUGUUUUUCCAUUUUUGACGAUAUUUGACCUACAUGGCAUAAGGUGGUCUUCAAGAACUUACAUUCCCAUGCUGUUUAAUAUUUUUAAUGACCAUAUUGAUAAAAGGUUGAAGCUAAGAGAAGAGGAGAAUUAUGUUGCAAAGUCAUCAAACAAGGAUGUGUUCGAGGCACUCCUGAACAUUUCUCAAGAGAAAGGUCAGAAAAUGGACACAGAAAAGAUCAAACAUUUGUUCUUGGAUCUAAUUAUUGCUGGAAUUGAUACGAGUUCAUAUGUAGUGGAACGAGCAAUGACUGAACUACUUCACAACCCAAAUAUAAUGUCAAAAGCCAAGAUGGAGCUAGAGCAAACAAUUGGAAUAGGUAACCCUCUUCAAGAAUCACAAAUUGAAAAUCUUCCAUACUUAGAAGCAAUAAUAAAAGAGACGUUACGUAAGUACCCACCAGCGCCAUUUUUGUUGCCUAGAAAAGCCAAAGAAAAUGUUGAAAUUCAUGGCUACAUAAUUCCAAAGGGUGCACAAGUUAUAAUCAAUGAAUGGGGCAUUGGUAGAAACCCUAACAUAUGGGAUGAUCCAAAUUUAUUUUCGCCAAAGAGAUUCUUGGGGUCAAACAUCGAUUAUGUCAAAGGGCAUGAUUGUAAUUUCACACCAUUUGGUGGUGGGAGAAGGAUUUGCCCUGGAAUGAAACUUGCUACAAAGAUGUUGCAUCUUAUGUUGGGAUCAAUGGUCAACUCUUUUAAUUGGAGACUUGAAAAUGAUAUGAAGCCUGAGGAUAUGGACUUGGAUCAACAACUACGAGCAAUUGCAGUUAGAAUAAAUUAACAAAAAUUAAGUAAACAAAUACUGUGGGGAGUUUCUUUCAUUGUAAAAUUAUCCCAAAAAGAAAAAGUCAAGCAUAAUGCGAUGCCGUGACUUUCAUAAUAUAAUGGUAGUAUAUAUGUACUUUAUAUUGAACCAUCUCUAUGAAUGUAUAAUUAUAAGAGGAGUGUUAGGGGCAGCGAUUUUUGUGUUUUGUAAUCAUCAAUUGGCCAUCAACAGUGUUUUUAAUGAUGUGAGAUUACAUUUAAUAGUAAAAAAUCACUCACUUUUCUUUUGAUGAUUAGGUAUUGGCCACAAAACACAAAAGUUGCUGCCCUAGACUUUUUCUAAUUAUAAU